AUUGGAGGAUUUUACCGGGGACUGUCAUGGCCACUCUUAUCCACUGGUUUUACCACGUCAGUAUUUUAUGGUGUUUAUGGCAAUACGCUGACAUUUCUGGAACCGGACAAGGCAAAACAGAAGUCAGCUCAUGGAAAAAUAGUUCUAGCCGGAAGUGUGGCCGGGACGGUCCAGGCACUUCCGGUCAUUCCAAUUGAUUAUAUUAAAGUGGUUCUACAGGCACAAAUUCCCACGCUUGGAGACAAGUCUACAGCUAAGAUCAAAGGUUUGAGUACAGCCGACAUCCUCUACUUCCGUGGCCCAACAGACUGCGCACGCACCAUUUUAAGGACCAAGGGAAUAACAGGACUGUUUAAAGGAACCACAGCAACGCUCCCUAGAGAAGUUAUUUUCUUUGGGUUUUACGGCUUAAUAUAUGAAUGCCUCAGUGACUUCAUCAAACAGAAGAAAUUUACAGAUUCACGUGGAUUUUUUGCGGAUUUUAUCGGUGGUGGAUUUGCCGGAAGUAUAUCUUGGAUUUUUGUGAUACCGUUUGACGUCAUAAAAAGUCGUUACCAGGCUGACUUUCAGGGCAGGUACAAGAGUCCCGUUGACUGUGCUAUACAAAGCUACCGAACAGAAGGUUUAGGCGUCUUCUAUAGAGGUUGUAUUGUCACGUGCGUACGAGCAUUUCCGGUAUGCGCAGUUUCCUUUAUGGUGUACGCCCAGGUGACUCAGUGGCUGAGAAGCAUCGAAUGA
This is a messenger RNA of Mizuhopecten yessoensis (Yesso scallop), 738 nucleotides long. Its product is annotated as solute carrier family 25 member 48-like. Gene Ontology annotation, cellular component: mitochondrion. Lineage: Eukaryota; Metazoa; Mollusca; Bivalvia; Pectinida; Pectinidae. The transcript is spliced from 2 exons. Gene Ontology annotation, molecular function: transmembrane transporter activity. Gene Ontology annotation, biological process: transmembrane transport. The record is from RefSeq and is a predicted model, not a curated record. The annotation marks the transcript as partial.